Alternaria alternata is the source of this 2037-nucleotide messenger RNA. RefSeq lists its product as hypothetical. The record is from RefSeq and is a predicted model, not a curated record. NCBI's taxonomy places the organism in Eukaryota, Fungi, Ascomycota, Dothideomycetes, Pleosporales, Pleosporaceae. The coding region runs from base 1 to 2037 and encodes 678 amino acids. The transcript is spliced from 2 exons.
AUGCUCGGCCAUCCCAGCACCAACGCUGCUUCGCUCAUCAGCCUGAAUGCUACCUCAAAAAUGGCGUCAGAGACGGCUAAGUUCACCUUGCUUACACAAACCACUACCACGAUAUUGUUAUCCAAACAAACUCAGGCGACGCAAGCCGUGCCUCCUCUAUCCUCCAUUGCGAAGACCCUGACCCAAUACUUCUUCGGCGAAAGCAUACUCCCUUCCUACCUCCAGCCAUAUGGACAUCUACUGCUGGGUUUCACAGGAGGUGCAGCUGCAGCGACAGCUCUGUACAGCUUCUUACAACGUAACAAAGAUGACCGCAAAAAGAUUCAACUGGCCGUCUUCCAUGUCGUGCGUGUUCUGCAAAACCUUCCCAAUCUGGAAGAGCGCAUGCAGACGCCAGAGAAGCUUCUUGCUAUGAUCAGCGAAGAGGUCAACUAUAUGAUCGGUAUUCAUCUAACUCAAUCGGAGGGCGCUGCCACUAUAUCGCAGGUCAAGCGCAAGGUUGAGACAGAUUUCAAUGCACGUCUGCAGAAAGAGGAGAUUAUGAAGAAGCGGAGGAUGGACAGUGCAGCGGUCGAGGACGAAGAUGACGCACUGUUCGAUCGUCCUGGGGAGGUUGAUGUACAGGCUACUGAGGCGCAUGUUGCUGGCGACGUACUGGGGGUUGUCAUUCAGUCGCCUUCCUCUUCCAUUGAACGCAAUGGAAACACGUCUCAGGAGCUGGACUUAUCCCAUGAGGAGGACCUGGACCUGGAUAUGACCAUGCCUGAUUACGACAGUCUCGAUCAAGCCCAGAUGCCAUUUUCGUACAAAAAGCCAGUAAAUGAGCGGUCGCUACCCGCAUCACCUGGUUCCGACCAUGACUCGAACGAGUCUUCACCCGUUCUAGCUGCACGGCCUUCAAACCCAACCACUCGCCAUAGUCAUGGUGAUGCGUAUGAGAGAUAUGACACGCUCGCUUUACAGCCAUCAAGGCUUGCCUGUCCUCGUGGCAACGUCAUCUCAUAUGAGGAAGACUCAGAGCCAACUCUCCAACCAUCCAACUCCACACCUCGUCGCGACCAAGUGUCCUCAUUCGAACACACAGACACGCCGCGACCAAAGAUCGCUCGGAAGGUCAACGAUGGUUCUGGCAAAGACAAUCACAACAUCUACUCUUCUCCUGCUUUCCAAAAGAAAAACCCACCUGUUGAUGAAGCGCCUUCGAUAUGUACCACCACGAAGGAUAUUCCUGGUCGUUAUGAGAAGCCACGCGCACAAAGCCGCCCCAAGACAGCCGUGAAGCCACGAAGCACAACUUCACUCCAUCGGCCACCCAGCACGAUAGCCGUGAAGACGGAAGGCACUGUUGACGGGACUUGGCUUUUCCCCAUACGAGAAGGUCUAUCACCACAUGUGAGCCCUGCGGUGGACACCACACAGUAUCGUGUUGCAGAGAGUCGCAAGCUUCACAAGAAUCUUGAAGGAGAAAGAGAAGGCCGCCGACGCUUCAAGAAAUGGAUUCUAACGGAUGUGCCAGUGCAGGAGUCUGAUGAAGAGAAGAUCUCGAACACGGUACGUAAGGAAGAGAAGCUCGAGCAACCAGCCCGAGGCGGUGUUGAUGAGACUCUCCAGCAAGCUCUUGACUUGCACGCCACUGCGGAGGGCUUGACGAAGAGUUCUGAGCAGGAGUAUGCCCAAGAAUCCGAGGAAGAGAAAGUGGAUGUGGGUGACACUCUGCCCGGUUUUAUAUCAAUCCACUCAGAUAGCGACGAGGAUGGUGAGGGAUUCAUUGCAUCCUCUCCGCCCGGACCCGCAAACUCAUCACCAUUUCAUGAACACGUAGAACUACCGUCUAGUCCCUCUCCCUUGCCCACCACAGCUGCUUCACCAGCAUUCCGCCAAGCCUAUUUACCGCCUGUAGCCAAGUCUUCUACACCGGAUUCGGCGUCAUCACACGACUUCCCAGUACUUGCUGCUGGCUCGUCACCCAAAAGGAAAUCCCUAGAGGUAGCCCUUCGAAAGCGACCCAGCCACUCGAGGCACCGCAGACACAUGUAG